Parnassius mnemosyne (clouded apollo) is the source of this 729-nucleotide messenger RNA. The record is from the annotation of a GenBank genome assembly. Lineage: Eukaryota; Metazoa; Arthropoda; Insecta; Lepidoptera; Papilionidae.
AUGCUUACAGGCGUAAAGUGGUUUAGUACGCUGGACCUGAAAAGUGGCUACUGGCAGGUUGAAAUUGAACCUAAGGACAAGGAGAAAACUGCAUUCUCCACAGGAAAGGGUCUGUGGCAAUUUAAAGUCAUGCCGUUUGGAUUGUGCAAUGCUCCAGCAACGUUUGAAAGGUUGAUGGAGCUUGUACUUACCGGGCUAAUUGGAGAUGCCUGUCUGGUCUACUUGGAUGACGUCAUCAUCGUAGGCCGUACGUUUGAGGAACACCUUCAAAACCUGGAACGCGUGCUCAUUAAGAUCCAGAGUGCCAACCUCAAGUUCAGUCCGAAGAAGUGCUUACUAUUCAAACGGCAAGUUAGCUUUUUGGGGUAUGUAAAAUUACAGGUUAGAGCAAGUUUGUGCUCUUAUUAUCGGCGAUUUGUGAAGAACUUUGCAGAUAUAGCCAAACCUCUGCACAAGCUAACCGAGGAGAAGCGACAUUUCUGCUGGAAUGAAAGUUGUGAUAUUGCAUUCCAGGAGCUCAAGAACCGUCUGUGCAAAACACCUAUUUUGGGGUACCCUGAUGCGGGCAAGAAAUUCAUAGCUGACACAGACGCAAGUGAUAUAGGACACGGCGGUGUGUUGUCUCAACGGAAUGGUGAUCAAGAGAUUGUGAUAGCGUACUUCAGCAAGUUGUUGUCAAAGCCGGAAGGAACUAUUGUGUCACAAGACGGGAAUUGCUUGCUGUGGUAA